AUGGUCUCUCAUGAGGGAAGUGGCCAUGGUUGGCGGGAAGACGAGCCACGCCAGUCUCGUAUACCACAGUGUACGAGACCUCUGGAUGUACACAACCUUCGUGUAGUGUACAUCCAGAGGGACCUUACACCCCUUAGGCGAACACCAGGUUGUGUGUCGAACACCAUCAGCAGCCAGUCCCACGGCUCGUGUCCCCUGCCGACGGUGUACCAGUCCCACGGCUCGUGUCCCCUGCCGACGGUGUACCAGUCCCACGGCUCGUGUCCCCUGCCGACGGUGUACCAGUCCCACGGCCCGUGUCCCCUGCCGGCGGUGUACCAGUCCCACAGCCCGUGUCCCCUGCCGACGGUGUACCAGUCCCACGGCUCGUGUCCCCUGCCGACGGUGUACCAGUCCCACAGCCCGUGUCCCCUGCCGACGGUGUACCAGUCCCACGGCUCGUGUCCCCUGCCGACGGUGUACCAGUCCCACGGUUCGUGUCCCCUGCCGACGGUGUACCAGUCCCACGGUUCGUGUCCCCUGCCGACGGUGUACCAGUCCCACGGUUCGUGUCCCCUGCCGACGGUGUACCAGUCCCACGGCCCGUGUCCCCUGCCGACGGUGUACCAGUCCCACAACCCGUGUCCCCUGCCGACGGUGUACCAGUCCCACAGCCCGUGUCCCCUGCCGACGGUGUACCAGUCCCACGGCCCGUGUCCCCUGCCGACGGUGUACCAGUCCCACAGCCCGUGUCCCCUGCCGACGGUGUACCAGUCCCACGGCUCGUGUCCCCUGCCGACGGUGUACCAGUCCCACGGUUCGUGUUCCCUGCCGACGGUGUACCAGUCCCACGGCCCGUGUCCCCUACCGACGGUGUACCAGUCCCACGGCCCGUGUCCCCUGCCGACGGUGUACCAGUCCCACGGUUCGUGUUCCCUGCCGACGGUGUACCAGUCCCACGGCCCGUGUCCCCUGCCGACGGUGUACCAGUCCCACGGUUCGUGUCCCCUGCCGACGGUGUACCAGUCCCACGGCCCGUGUCCCCUGCCGACGGUGUACCAGUCCCACGGCCCGUGUUCCCUGCCGACGGUGUACCAGUCCCACGGUUCGUGUUCCCUGCCGACGGUGUACCAGUCCCACGGCCCGUGUCCCCUACCGACGGUGUACCAGUCCCACGGCCCGUGUCCCCUGCCGACGGUGUACCAGUCCCACGGUUCGUGUUCCCUGCCGACGGUGUACCAGUCCCACGGUUCGUGUCCCCUGCCGACGGUGUACCAGUCCCACGGCCCGUGUCCCCUGCCGACGGUGUACCAGUCCCACGGCUCGUGUCCCCUGCCGACGGUGUACCAGUCCCACGGUUCGUGUCACCUGCCGACAGUGUACCAGUCCCACGGCUCGUGUCCCCUGCCGACAGUGUAUCAGUCCCACGGCUCGUGUCCCCUGCCGACAGUGUACCAGUCCCACGGCCCGUGUCCCCUGCCGACGGUGUACCAGUCCCACGGCCCGUGUCCCCUGCCGACGGUGUACCAGUCCCACGGCCCGUGUCCCCUGCCGACGGUGCAGCAGGAGGCAGCCUCGCCCGAGUCCCGUGGGGCAUGCCUCGCCGCCCAUCCUCUAUAUAUAACUUUUAUAGCGUCAUUAUCAUAUUGGGGAGGGCGAGCUUGA
This is a messenger RNA of Procambarus clarkii (red swamp crayfish), 1644 nucleotides long. Lineage: Eukaryota; Metazoa; Arthropoda; Malacostraca; Decapoda; Cambaridae. The record is from RefSeq and is a predicted model, not a curated record.